AUAGUGUUGCCGGACUAUUUGGCCAUUUGCUUCAUGGGGUGUUCGGAAAAACAGUUUAGCAUAUUGUUAUCGCCCCUCAAAUCAGCUUGACAGUGCCAAGCGUCUGUUUACUGUCACCACGCCUUGGACAAAUAAAUCUCGCCGUCAAACCAUCCACAUGAGGCCAACUUCAUAGUUUCUGGCCACUGACCUGUAGCCAAUGGAUCGCUAUUGGCGCUCAAAAACCCACGGAUAACUGUUGGAGCUAACGGUUUGGCUAGUAGCUGUGCUAGCUGUUGUCAUUCUCAGCACAUCCACUCAGAGGCAGAUGGACGUUUCGCCUUUCAUCCGAGCAGGGUUCAUCAGUUCAGGCACGAGCAUCGGUAGGAAAAAUAACUGAAAUAGCUGUCAGGGGUGAGGGGGGAGCCGCCGCCUCCGCUCUCCAGAGGGUUCAUCGGCCGCCGGCUGAUGCAGCGAUGCGGCACCACUGGUUGUUCCUCGGGGCUUGCGGCUGGGUGCUGCUCAUCCUCGUGUUUGUCACCAAGUUCAUUAGCCACAGAGCUGUCGAUGAAUAUGAUGAAGAGAGGCUCGGUGUUCAGAGUUCGACUGUGUCGGGACACACGGCGGCGAAGCUUCCACUGCCCUCUGCAGAAAAAACGGUUUCGCAGCAACCGGAUCAGUGGAGGGCUCAGUCUUCAGCUGCCCCCACGGUGGCUGAAUGGGACUCCGUUGUUGGGAAGAGACUACAACUGCUCUCAGCUGUAUGCAACAACAGCAGCCUCAGGAAUUUGACUCGCAUCCCAAUCAGCAAGUUUGUACUGGACCGCAUCUUUGUCUGCGACAAGCACAACAUCUUAUUCUGUCAGACACCCAAAGUGGGCAACACGCAAUGGAAGAAGGUCCUAAUCACCCUCAACGGAGCCUUUUCCGGCGUGGAGGAGAUCCCAGAGAACCUGGUCCACGACCAUGAAAAGAACGGCCUACCUCGCCUCUCAUCACUAACGCCGCAGGAAAUUACACACAGGUUAAAGAAUUACUUUAAGUUUUUCAUCGUGAGAGAUCCAUUCGAGCGUCUGAUAUCUGCCUUCAAUGACAAGUUUAUAAAGAACCCCCGCUCUGAGCCUUGGUACCGGCAUGACAUCGCUCCCGCCAUCAUCCGCAAAUACCGCAGAAGCCAUCGUGACAGUGACCAUGCAGCGUCUGGCUUACACUUCGAGGAAUUUGUCCGCUACCUGGGGGACGUUGAGGGCCGCCGCCGGAUGGAUCGUCAGUUUGGCAGGCACAUCAUUCACUGGAUGACGUAUGCAGAGUUGUGUGCGCCAUGUGACAUCCACUACGAUGUCAUAGGACACCACGAGACGCUGGAGCGAGAUGCUGCCCACAUCUUGAGGAGAGCAGGCAUUGAGCAGCUGGUGUCCUACCCGGCCAUCCCUGCUGGCAUCACACGAUACAAUAAGACCAAGAUUGAGCGUUACUUCUCAGGAAUCACCAAACGGGACAUCAGGCGCCUGUACGUGCGCUACCAGGGUGACUUUCACUUAUUUGGAUACCCAACACCUGACUUUCUACUUAACUGACAUUAAUUAGUCAGACGGAAUCUGUUCCUAAUCUUUGGGGCUGAUUGUGUGUUACACCGCGCAUCUAACAAGUGCAGUGUCAGAACUAUUAACACAAUAGUCACUCAAAUGCGAGAUAUUGUUGUAGUAGCAAUGACAAGCUAGUAUCAGUACACUGUAUGGAUUGCAAGGUUUGAGCCUAUCAGAAUGAACUUUUAUACAGUUUUUGUACACUUGAGAGGAUGUGGUAGAAUGAUAAUAAAGUGAAGGAGCAAAGAACCUAAUAAUUAAGUUCGGACACAGCCAGACUUGCAACAUUGUCCCACUCCACGAUGGAGUCAUUGCUCUGGAUGGCAAAAGCUCACACCAUUCUUUUAGGCUGGUCGUCACAAUGACCUAGCUAAGCAUUUUAGAAUGAUUAGAAGUGUAUGCAGUGUAGAAAUGAAGGAUGGAAACGGCCCUGUACACAGCCGGUGUUCCUGCCACCUACAGGGCCACCCUACUGGAUGGUUUUGUUUUGCUCAGAACAAUAAACACACAAACACAACCAGUUUGUAAAGCAUUUGUCCUCAUUAGGAUCAUGGCUGUGCUGGAGCAUAUCCCAGCUGACUUUCGCCAAGAGGUGGCAUACAACGUGGACUCGUCAUUAGCCAAUCGCAGCAAGUUCGGAGCUGAGAUGCAAACCCAGAACCUAAGACUUUAAAGGCAGACGUGCUAACCUACUAGACUACUGCUGCCUGCAAUUAAAACUAUUAUAUUGAUUUCAACUGCACAGCUUCCUCUUAAUGGAUAGUGCUGCUGAUAUUUUCAGGGAAGCUGUCAGGUCACUUGAGUCAUCCUGUUCAAAGAGUUUGCCCUGCUCUUACUGUCGACCUGUAGAGUUGUUUGCAUUCGCUUGUACUCUGUAUGCUGGGACAAAAGUAAGAUGCAGGUAUGCUAUAGUUUUGUUUAAUAUUUUUUAUUGGUCCCUAUCCAGCUUGGCUGAGAGCCGUAGGGAAUAAGUGGGACUGAAGUAAGGCCUGGUACACACAAGGAUUAUUUUUUUUAUAUCUUGAUUGUACUUUUUGUAGUGUUCUCCGAUACUCUCGACACCGCCCACCGCACACAUAAAGAUUGUCUUUCACCACGGAUCUAUAAUCUAGUCCUCCAAGACAAAUCUCACGUGAUUUGUGAUCUAACAGAAAUGAAGACAAAAAACCAGAAACAACUGGGAAACUCAAGACGUAACCUGGUAGAAAGAAAGAACAUAUUUUUCUGUUCAGGAUUGCAAGUAAAUAAUGAUACAUAUCUUUGCAUAUAACUAAUUUGACAUUGUAAUCCAGAAAAUGUAUAAAAUCUUAAAUUUUUUGUACUACGGUAAUUUUUGAAAUUCAUGGAAACUUUUGUUUUUCGUUUUACUCUAAGCAUUAAUACCAUUUUGGUUAAAAAGCUUCAACAUACUCUUUUAUCAACCCUUAGUUUAAUUAGCAAGUAAUGCUAUUCAUUUAGGGCAGCUGUGGCAUAAACGUUACAUUUUGUGAAGGUAUAAUUUGUUCAUCACUGUAUUUGUGUAAAAGCCACACCAUACAAGUAUCGGUACUGAAAAAUCGUGGAGAAGAAAAUGAGAUCACAUACUAUAGCUACAGAAAAUAUUCUGUCCUGUACCAGAUCAUCUUUUUGAGUGUCAUUGUCUGAGCAAUAUUAAUGUAGCAAUACUGUAUGUUUCUUUUAUCUUGGCCUAGCCUGCCUGGUACACACAAAGGUAAUUGGGCUGUUUUUGUCCCUUCCUGGCCAAAGGUAACACAUGCCAGUUGUCUGUUUUAUAAGAUUAUCCGAUAAGAAAUAUCCUAUGGUCUGAGGUGUGUGACGAGUAAAACAGUGUCUGAAACGGGUCGGGGCCUACAAUCCUAAAUAUUAAACGUGUUCAAUAUUUGUGACCAAAAGUCUUCA
Molecule: messenger RNA, 3464 nt
Organism: Phycodurus eques (leafy seadragon)
Lineage: Eukaryota; Metazoa; Chordata; Actinopteri; Syngnathiformes; Syngnathidae
Gene: chst10
Product: carbohydrate sulfotransferase 10
Exons: 5
Coding region: 456-1556 (366 amino acids)
Biological process (GO): carbohydrate biosynthetic process; proteoglycan biosynthetic process
Cellular component (GO): membrane
Molecular function (GO): sulfotransferase activity
Source: RefSeq, a predicted model, not a curated record